This is a messenger RNA of Penicillium brevicompactum, 2694 nucleotides long. RefSeq lists its product as uncharacterized. Gene Ontology annotation, cellular component: nuclear body. The record is from RefSeq and is a predicted model, not a curated record. Gene Ontology annotation, molecular function: helicase activity; transcription termination site sequence-specific DNA binding. Bases 1 to 2694 code for a protein of 897 amino acids. The transcript has a single exon. Lineage: Eukaryota; Fungi; Ascomycota; Eurotiomycetes; Eurotiales; Aspergillaceae. Gene Ontology annotation, biological process: termination of RNA polymerase II transcription.
AUGGGUCUCGAAAAAAGACGAGUGGAUAAACUGGUCUCCGAGAAACAACUUUGGGUCAUUGCCAUUGUCCUAGAGCCUGGCGCCUCCCGAUUUGGACCUGGUCUCUUCAACAAAAGUAGGAUAUAUGGGGAUCAGACCACAACAGUCCACAAAAUACGCGAUAAACUCUAUCAAGAGCAAUGUCUUCACUUUGUGGUGAGGGCAAGUGAUCUUCAGAGCGUCGUUGAAGAUUUCCAGAAAGAGUGCAAGAAAUCAUCCAAGAGCCCCCUGGCCCAGUUCUUCCCCAGACAUCCCCGGCAGCCUUUUCUUCAGGAACGAGACUACGCCUCUGCCGGAAAACGCCCCUAUGUCAAACCUGAAGUGAACUACGGAUUCCGCAACUGGUUCUACUACAACACAUUUGUCGGGUACGGAACAAUCAUUGAACACGAGAACGAGUUGAAGCGUGUGGAGAACGGCCAACUCUUUGAAGCCAAAAUCCAAGUCUUUGCUGUUUCGCGAGAGGACUCUAGUACCUACAUGGCCUGUAUGAUGAUACCGGACUGGAUUGAAGGCCUUCGAGUGGGCAGCACUGUUCAUAUUCGCUGGCAACCAUCUGACCUGACGGCUUCGGUCGCGGAAACUGAUGCGCAGAACGACGAAGAUUUCAUGACACUUGAGCAACUUGAGACCAUGAACCGAUGGACAGGAGAAGUCAUUGAACCGCUUCCAGCUGCGCGUAAGGACACAAUCUCCUUGAUCAUCCACCGUCCAUCAAAGGAGACUCCCGGUGCCCGACAGCCCAAGCUUGCCAGCAAUUUGAGAAAUGCUCCAUUCGAAAAGGUCAUGGUCAAGAUUUCAGUGAGCUGUCAACCUUUCAACCGAUUCCUGGCAUGCAAUCGCGACUUGCAACAUUGGUCGAACACAGAAGUAUGCCGUGAAUUUCUUGGUGGUGACUUAAUGGCUCUUCCUCAAGUUGAUUUGCUGGGGGACAUAGACAAGGAUCUCAUCGAAGAAAAGUUUGCACAAGGUCGAGUCAAUCCUGACAUCCGAAAAAUAAUGGACGAACUGCCCAACGCGCGGGGCCGAUUCUUCAACAUCACAGGUCCAGCAGGAAGUGGCAAGUCCUAUGUGAUGGUCAUCUUGUCUCUGUUGAUGCUCAAAGGUUCCAAGAUGUUCUAUCCUGUACACCCUGAUGGUGCAACUGGAGAUUGGAUGGAAACCUUCCACGAAUCCGAAAAAGGCACCAGGGUUGUGAGAAAAGAACCGGAGAGGAUAUUGCACAAACCGCAGGUUGUAUUGUCUUGUCCAACGAACUUCUUGGCGAGCGAGAAUUGUGUCAAGAUACAACGCGCCGCCGAUGAUCUGUUUACUGGCGAGCCUAUCAUGAUAAUACGCGUUCAUCCCCGGGAGUUAGAGUUGCUCAUUGCAAAGCAGAGUUACACUCGCCGCGAGCAGUAUCCCCGAGUCGCAAAACCCGAACAUGAUCAAGAGGUCGAAGAAGACAUGAGCGCAGAAGGCUUAAUCAAAAUUCUCAAGGAAGUCCUGGAGCAUUACCGAAGAUGUCUCCCUUCAAUUACUUCUGUGACACCAGGUAUCAAUGACAACAGGCUUCAGUUAAUGGGCCACUCCCUGGGUCACAGAAUGCUCCAAGUCUGUGGUAUUAUUCCGGGAUGUCCAUGGGCCGUGUCAGGAGGAUAUCCCAAGUUCGUGGAUUAUCACCUGGCUAUGUUGGAAGGAGAACGGAAGCUCAAUGACAAAGACGAGCUCGCUUUCGAGACGGACAUGAAGCGGCUGGCAAGAGACACCAUGGCCAAAGCGGACAUUGUUGUCGGGACUCCAUUUGUUCUCGGCACACCGCUUAUGUGCCAUGGUCUUCAUCCUACUGUGGUCUUCAUAGACGAUGCAGGGAUGAGCAAGGAAGCUGACCUUUUGCCUUUGAUUACGUAUUACUUUCCGAAGGCAUUUGGACUUUUCGGCGACCCAAAGCAGCUGCAGCCAACAAUACUGUCAACCACGGCGGAAAACCCAUUUCGUGAGCAGAUUUCGGUGUCAUUGUUGUCGAGGAUGAUCAGUAACGGCUGUGGAACAUUCACUUUGGACCAUCAGCAUCGGCUCACUGGUCAAAUUCACCACUUUACCAAUCGCCUCUUCUACCGCAACGAAGUAUCCUCGCAGAACGCAAAGCAUCUGGACCCACUCGAAUGGGCGUCGAAGAUCAAGGAACACAAUUUCCGCAAGUACAACGUCAACUCGAACGUUGUCUUUUUGAACCUACCGAGAAGCCAAGAGACCAGCGUCAAAAAUUCCUGGGCGAACCGAGCACAUGUGGUUGUGGGUCUUGAUAUUGUCUAUGACCUUGUCUCCGAUCAUACGAUCCCAAUCGCUGACAUUGUCAUUCUCGUUGGAUACGAUGCCCAGAAAAGAGAGUACCUGGCUGAGAUCUCCCGCCGCGUUGACAGCCGACGUGAAUUCGAGUGGUUGGAUAUUCGCAUCUGCGUAAUUGAGACAUUUCAAGGCAACCAAGCUCCCUUUGUGAUCUUCGAUCUUGUGCGUUCCGAUACCUUGGGUCAUAUGAGAUCGGCACAUCGUUUGAACGUUGGGAUGACUCGUGGAAGCUUCGGUCUCUGGUGUUUGUACAACGAAAAUGCUAUGAAGAACAGACACGUUGACCGCAGCGCCUUGGUUGUUCGGGGAGAUGUUAGCCCUGGUUAA